CCCCGUCGCAGAACUGGCUGGUAUCCCCCUCCCUGCUCAGCACCCCGCGCUCCAGAUGCUCACUCCCCCCUGUUCUGAGAACAGCCCGUCCUCCGACCAGCAGGACGAGGCCCCUCAACAGUCGGGCAACGCUAUCGUCUCUGUAUCCACGACCUUCCAUCCAGGUGCCAACCUCCUCCAAAUAACACCCGAUCUCAUUCUCCUCUCUUCCGACGGCGUCUUUUUCUACGUGCACACAACACAAGUGUUAUCCAUGUCCAACAAUCACUUCAACGGACUUGUCUCCCCAACCGCAGUCAAGACCAAAACGCGCGAUGACCUCGGGCCCGUCCUCCCCCUGCCAGAAGCUGCCACUGUGCUCAACAUCGUGUUGCAUGUCGUCUAUGAGAUCUCGUGCGCGCACUACCAUCCGGGCAUAGAGACCCUCAUAUCAGCUGUGGACGCCAUGCCUACCUAUGGGCUGCGGCCCUCGGCGCACAUCGCGCCGUCGACACCUUUAUACUCCCUGAUCUUGAGCCAGGCGCCAGUGCAGCCCAUCAACGCAUAUGCCCUCGCCGCUGCCCACGAUCUCUACGACCUGGCCGUCCCCGUCUCCAGCCACCUCCUGUCUUUCGUCCUGCACACUUUGACAGACGAGGCAGCGACGCGCAUAGGGCCAGUCUAUCUGAAGCGCCUCUUCUUCCUGCACCUCGGUCGGCUCGAGGCACUCAAGCGCCUUCUGCUACCGCCGCCGCACCCCCAUUCUCCCACCGCGGACUGCGACUUCACGGAGCAAAAGAAACUUACGAGGGCGUGGGCUCUAGCCUCAGCUUAUCUGGCGUGGGACGCCCGUCCAGACCUGUCGACGAGCGCCAUGGAGAGCGCGUUGUGUCCACUCGCGGACCACCUGUCCUGCGACAUUUGCAAACGAAGUCUUGCUGAGCGCGUCAAGCAGCUCAUCGUGCAGUGGUCCGUAGUCAGGCGUUCAAUCUGACGCGUCCGACGCUUCCGUUCCCGAGCCCCAUCCAGGAUACUGGACCCGGUACGCAACGGUCGGGCAACUAUCGGCAUUUCACCGUCGAUCGUCUGUCUCGCCCUCUGCCGUCCGGUCCCGUUCCGCUUCACUCGGGGACUGACGGCUUCGGACCCUCCCACGUCUCUCACUUGUCGAAAACUCCCGCGCCAUCCAGGGGGGAGCAUCUCGGCCUCCAUCCACGCCAUUCCUGCCUAACUUAUCUCUCGCCUCUAUCAGGGCCCCGCCGCUCGGCCGUUCCGCUAUCUUGCACGCAACCAUCAAACCCAGCAUCCCCGUUCCGUCCCCAGCCGCACGUCUCUCGUCUCCAGUAAUCAAGUGUAUCACCAUUCCAUUAGGCCCACGCCGGCCACCAACUUCGCCAUCCAAACACGGUCCUCACGUCGAACUCGUUGUCCAUCGAAGCCUGCAUGUUGUACCACCACUCGUCACUCGCACCCUUUUCUCCUCUCUUCUCGGUCCCGGAUCGCCGGCAUACACGCACGGCUCCGCUCUGUAUCACUUCAAAACACGACUUGUCUUGCCGCCUGGCAUUUUCUCCCUCUCGCCUUCUCGCACCGCUUUCAUACCUGAAUUGCGCUCUCGGACCCCCCUAGUACGCACUCUUGUCCACUCCCCCUUCACUCACGACCCUACCCAUGCUUCCGC
Messenger RNA from Trametes versicolor FP-101664 SS1, 1660 nucleotides. RefSeq lists its product as uncharacterized. The record is from RefSeq and is a predicted model, not a curated record. The transcript is spliced from 4 exons. Lineage: Eukaryota; Fungi; Basidiomycota; Agaricomycetes; Polyporales; Polyporaceae. The coding region runs from base 56 to 973 and encodes 305 amino acids.